AUGGGUAGGAUCAUCUUUUACGAGGACAGGAACUUUCAGGGCCGCUCAUAUGAGUGCAUGAGCGACUGUCCUGAUAUGUCCUCCUACCUGAGCCGCUGCCAUUCCUGCAGAGUGGAGAACGGCUGCUUUAUGGUUUAUGACCAUCCAAACUAUAUGGGAAACCAGUACUUCAUGAGGAGGGGAGAGUAUGCUGACUACAUGAAUAUGUUUGGAUGGAGCAGCCCCAUCAAGUCCUGCCGUAUGAUCCCCAUGCACAGAGGACCCUUCAGGAUGAGGAUCUACGAAAGGGAGAACUUCGGAGGUCAGAUGUAUGAACUGAUGGACGACUGUGACUCCAUCAUGGACCGUUAUCGUAUGUCUGAGUGCAUGUCCUGCCAUGUGAUGGAUGGUCACUGGCUCAUGUAUGAGCAGCCCCACUACAGAGGCAGGAUGUGGUACUUCAGGCCUGGAGAGUACAGGAACUUCAGAGAUAUGGGAUACAGCAACAUGAGGUUCAUGAGUAUGAAGCGUAUCACUGACUCAUGCUUUUAA
Chanos chanos (milkfish) is the source of this 531-nucleotide messenger RNA. Its product is annotated as gamma-crystallin M3-like. The transcript has 3 exons. Lineage: Eukaryota; Metazoa; Chordata; Actinopteri; Gonorynchiformes; Chanidae. Gene Ontology annotation, biological process: lens development in camera-type eye; visual perception. The record is from RefSeq and is a predicted model, not a curated record. Gene Ontology annotation, molecular function: structural constituent of eye lens. The coding region runs from base 1 to 531 and encodes 176 amino acids.